AUGGAUGAUUCCAUCACUUAUCUUAAUAACCUUGUCAAAGAGCUUCACAGAUGCCUGUCCUCUACAGAACCUCAAAAAUUAUUGUCUGAGGAGAAGCCGAAUAUACAAUGUAUAACAGAGACAACAAAACCAGUCACACCAGGAUUUACUGCUGGUCAAUGCAGCAAAAGUGAUAUCACUCAGUUACUUUGUAAAAUACAUGUCCCCAACUCUAAGGCAGAGAAGAGAGAAAUAAGGCCCAUUGAAAAUAUCUACAAUACAGUUAAGAAACCUGAUAUGAAACAAACAAUGUCUUUAUCUGUCUCUGUCACUAAGGUCAGGGAGUUCAAUGUACCAGAAGUUGAUUGUUUAUUCCAUGUAUCAUUACAUCAACCAAACAAACUCUGGAUAAGUUACAGUGAUGGCAAUCUUGUUCAAACAGAUCUACAGGGGAAUGAGGUACAGAAGAUAAAAACCAAUGGUGGAUCUGAAGGUUACCACACAGUGACACAGGACUGGGAUCUGAUCUUUACAGACAGAAAGAAAAAUGUCAUCAAUAUGAUAACACAGGAUGACAAUAUCACUGAAUUCAUUAAAACCGGAGAAUGGGAACCACUCAGCAUACACUCAUCCCACAUCAACGGGGACUUACUGGUUGGGAUGAAUCGGAAGUUUGAAGAGGCUAAAGUCACCAGGUACAACAAGACAGGAAAAGAACUACAGUUCAUACAGAGGAAUAACAAGGGGCAGAAAUUGUAUGAUAUGCCACACCACAUUACAGAAAACAUCAAUGGAGAUAUCUGUACAUCAGACUUUAAUAAUACAGUAGUGGUGAUGUAUAAAUCUGGACAAUACAGGUUCGCAUACACAGGCCAGAAAUCAGGGUUCCGUCCCUCUGGAAUCUGUACUGAUGUCCUCGGUCACAUCCUGGUGUGUGAUAGUGACAGUGUUCAUCUCCAUGAUCAGGACGGCCAGUUCUUGUCUCUAUUACUCACACGACAACAAGGUGUAGACAUUCCCUGUAGUGUGUGUGUGGAUGAUCAAAGUAAUCUCUACGUACGUGGGAGAACUAUUCAUGAACACAUUGAGAGUGUACAAGUAUCUCCAGUGAAAAUAGUGAUUUUAUGA
Saccostrea echinata is the source of this 1107-nucleotide messenger RNA. RefSeq lists its product as uncharacterized. The transcript has a single exon. NCBI's taxonomy places the organism in Eukaryota, Metazoa, Mollusca, Bivalvia, Ostreida, Ostreidae. The coding region runs from base 1 to 1107 and encodes 368 amino acids. The record is from RefSeq and is a predicted model, not a curated record.